AUGUUACUCCUUUGGCGUCUUGCGGCCAUAGCCCUCUGGGUUACGGCUUCUUCCGCCUCCUUCUACUACAAAUAUUGCGAAGCAUUCCCUGACAAUACCAUCGAAUACUGCUUCGAGGAUGUAUCAGACGACAGCCAAGCCUAUUUCAAUGCAGCUGUCAACAUAUGGACUUCCAGUGGCAUCCCGGUUACAUACAAGAACAUUGGAGCCUGUCCAAACAGUGAUUCUUCCAGCGACCUCUCUAAAAUGCUUAUCGUUUCCACAUGGUAUGAAACUUAUCACAGUUCUUCAUACGGCUAUAGAUACGCUCAGACUGGCGAUUUCCAGUAUCUGAAGAUUGGCCUUUGGUAUAAUACACACACGACCGCUAUUGGAAAGAAAAAGGCAAUUAUCGGAUCGCUUGUUCACGAGCUCGGACGUGUUAUGUGCUUGCUUAAUGAGAAUCAGCGACCUGAUUUAGCAGAUGAGCUCACCUGGAACUGCAAAAAUCUGGCGGAUUAUUCUCUGGCUAAAUCGUCUGCUGCAAAACAAAAAGUUUUGGACGGUUGUGAUGGAAUCGCAGCUGCAGCUUCUGCGAGAUCUUACGGUGCAUGGACUUAUGCCCCAUACCCUUCUGGAAACGAGCAAUACGAGCUUUCUGAUAGCGUCGACUAUAACUCUGUCAUGUUCGUCAACGGCAUCCCACAAUCUAAGAGUAAGCUCGCAGGUUCGACAAGAGUUAUUACAACGAAAGCUGGAAAGAAGAUCACUGGUAGUGUUUGGUACGAUGGGCCUAGUGCUAAGGAUAUCGCCGCCAUUGAGGCAAUAUGCGAGGAAAGGCCACCAGAACUUCCAGCACGACCGGAAACCAAUGUGGAAGAUAGCGAUCCAGUGCCGCCGUAUGUCGAAUUUGAAGAGCAACCACCGGACUAUGAGUGCUGGUGA
Penicillium taxi is the source of this 924-nucleotide messenger RNA. RefSeq lists its product as uncharacterized. The coding region runs from base 1 to 924 and encodes 307 amino acids. The record is from RefSeq and is a predicted model, not a curated record. The transcript has 2 exons. Gene Ontology annotation, molecular function: metallopeptidase activity. Lineage: Eukaryota; Fungi; Ascomycota; Eurotiomycetes; Eurotiales; Aspergillaceae.